ACUUUCUCUCUUGAAUGCGUACCCCUCCCAUAACAAUAGAAGAGGGGAAGACUUGCCCCCCGUGUAGGGAAUCUGUUAUUGUUUGGACGCCAUUGCAUUGCAUAUAGGGUGUUUUCACCCAUGCAGUUUGAUCAACCGUUGUCAGGUGCCGACGAUAGCAGAUUUUGCAACAACUUUUCGACUUGAAGUUCUAGGGACGGCUUAUUUUUUUUGUCAAAAUCUCCACAACAUGCCUGUCAACGGAAGAACCUGUUGCAGGGCCCUGCAGCGGGUCGUACCUCGGCUGAUCCUCGUCACCGCCUACAUCUUCUACCUCCUCUUCGGCGGCCUGGUCUUCUCCAUGAUCGAAGGUCCGAGGUACGACCAACUCGUAGCCGAGGAGGAAUACGACUUCGAGAUGGCCAAAGAGCUGCUCAUCCAGGCCUACGGGAACGACACGAGCGGUAUCGACGGAGAUGAUGUCUUCGACAGACUUAAGAGGUUGGUCUAUGCUGCGGAACACGGCGAUGGCGUGAUGAUAGGUCAGCAUAACAAGACAAUCGUUAUCGGAGAGGAGUGGAACUUUGGGAACGCCAUGCUGUUUUGCAUGACCAGUAUCUCGACAAUUGGAUAUGGUCAUCUUGUUCCUCAUACAUUCAUUGGAGGCUUGAUCUGCAUCAUGUACACAAGCGUCGGGAUACCUCUGACAAUGCUUCUGCUCGCCGACCUCGGUCACCUGUUUGCAGUAAUCAUCAUGAAAAUGUACUACAAGUGUCUGGCAAUGUGUUGCAGAUGCGGGAAGGACAAAGGACAGAAGAGCAGUCAGCGUAAUUCCCAAGACCCAGGAUCCGUAGCUGGUGGCAGCGGUGGGAUGGAUCCCAAUGGAGAAAAGGAGAACGACCGGGAGCUAGAUCUUACAGAGAUCGACGUUACCCCUGAGGAAGAGGGCGCACUGCAUAGUCCGAAUGGAGCUGAGAACCACCACGUAGACGAACCCCAGAUCCAGGGGAUCGGUUACAACCAUCAACAGGACAUCGAUGCUGACGACGCACUGCUGGACGACGUCCCGAUUUUUCUGCCGCCAAUCGUGUUCUGGAGUUACAUCAUCCUCAGCGCUCCUAUGUUUGCACUCAUCGAAGGUUGGUCCUUCCCUACGUCCAUUUAUUUUCUCUACAUCUCCAUCACCACCAUCGGUUUCGGGGAUGUUGUACCGGACUGCUCCAUCGGGCUUAUCUUUGCUUGGAUGGGUCUGGUCACCACGGCGACAUGCGUCGUUCUUGCGUACCGCAAGAUCCUCAAAGUGGCCACAUGGGUGCUAGAAUUCCUGGAUUCACUAGUCAGAAGAGAACGUAUUCGGCAGAGGGAUGCACGCUAUUCUAGCAUGUCGAUUUAGAUACCUUAAUCGCGAGUUUUUGCUGACGACGCACAACGAAUUCAUAACAAAUAACAGCCAAGAAGCCCGUGUCGAAAAU
Molecule: messenger RNA, 1451 nt
Organism: Lytechinus variegatus (green sea urchin)
Lineage: Eukaryota; Metazoa; Echinodermata; Echinoidea; Temnopleuroida; Toxopneustidae
Product: TWiK family of potassium channels protein 7-like
Exons: 3
Coding region: 230-1372 (380 amino acids)
Biological process (GO): stabilization of membrane potential; potassium ion transmembrane transport
Cellular component (GO): membrane
Molecular function (GO): potassium ion leak channel activity
Source: RefSeq, a predicted model, not a curated record